AUGUCCGGUCUACAAAAAUCGGCAAUGCAAGCGAGGCUUGCCAAACUACCAUAUAUACCAACUGUCGCGCCUCCUUAUGAUGACGAAGAGGACGUGGAGGAGCGAGAAGAGGCCAUUCCUACACCUGAAAGAAGAUCACUCCGUAGUAUUGACACACCUGAUCUCUCUGCGUUUAGCCCAAUCUCGGCCUCUGGAUACUUUUCACAAGCAGUUCAGGUCAAACUGGACAAUAGGGGAAUCGAAUUGCGAGUAUAUUACUCGCCUGCAGUUCCACAGAGUGGCGCAGAAGCAGAUGGACCAUCCACAGUUAUGGAAGUUACACGGUUAUCUAAUGGAGAGUGUGGCGUGCUUGCAUUCGACGCAAGAAGACAUGGUGCGGACUUCAGGAAAACUAUACCACUCGAUGGACAAACCGACGAAGAUCUCGACAUUGAAACACUUGCAAAGGAUCUAGAGGACUUGCUCGUGACCUUAUUCCCUGAUCCUAUUCAGUCACCAACAUUCAUACUAGUUGGUCAUAGUAUGGGCGGUGCGGCUUGUGUCAAGACAUGUCCUGUCUUACAGAGCAGACAAUAUAGAGUUUCGGGAGUCGCGGUUUUAGACGUGGUGGAAGGAUCUGCAUUGGAAGCGUUGCCAAUAAUGAUGGGUCUCCUUGACUCGAGACCAGAUGGAUUUGGGACACAGGAGGAGGCAGUACAAUGGCA
Acaulospora colombiana is the source of this 704-nucleotide messenger RNA. The record is from the annotation of a GenBank genome assembly. NCBI's taxonomy places the organism in Eukaryota, Fungi, Glomeromycota, Glomeromycetes, Diversisporales, Acaulosporaceae.